GAAGGGCAGAUCCUGGGCAGAAUGGAGGAGCACACAGAGGUAGGCUCUGAACCAACGCUGGGGGACCAGAGAGCCCUAAUCCACAACCCUGCGGACAUUCUGGUCAUCGCCGCUUAUUUCCUGCUUGUCAUCGGUGUUGGCGUGUGGUCUAUGUGCAGAACCAACCGAGGCACCGUGGGCGGUUACUUCCUGGCAGGACGGAGCAUGAUCUGGUGGCCGGUCGGAGCCUCCCUCUUUGCCAGCAACAUCGGCAGCGGCCACUUCGUGGGCCUCGCAGGGACUGGAGCUGCAAGCGGCUUGGCUGUGGCUGGGUUUGAGUGGAAUGCGCUGUUCGUGGUGCUGCUCCUCGGCUGGCUCUUCGCCCCGGUGUACCUGACCGCUGGUGUCAUUACCAUGCCACAGUACCUGCGCAAGCGCUUUGGCGGUCGUCGCAUCCGCCUCUACCUGUCCGUGCUCUCGCUUUUCUUGUACAUCUUCACCAAGAUCUCGGUGGACAUGUUCUCCGGGGCCGUGUUCAUCCAGCAGGCCCUGGGCUGGAAUCUCUAUGCCUCCGUUAUCGCGCUCCUCGGCAUCACCAUGAUUUAUACGGUGACAGGAGGACUGGCAGCGCUGAUGUACACGGACACCGUGCAGACCUUCGUCAUUCUUGGGGGAGCCCUCAUCCUCAUGGGUUAUGCUUUCCACGAGGUGGGCGGGUAUUCGGGGCUCUUCGACAAGUACCUGGGCGCAGUGACUUCGCUGACGGUGUCCGAGGAUCCAGCUGUGGGCAACAUCUCCAGCUCCUGCUAUCGGCCGCGGCCUGACUCCUACCACCUACUCCGGCACCCUGUGACAGGGGACCUGCCGUGGCCAGCACUGCUUGUGGGGCUCACCAUUGUCUCUGGCUGGUACUGGUGCAGUGACCAGGUCAUAGUGCAGCGCUGCCUGGCUGGCAAGAACCUGACUCACAUCAAGGCUGGCUGUAUCUUGUGUGGCUACCUGAAGCUAAUGCCUAUGUUUCUCAUGGUCAUGCCAGGCAUGAUCAGCCGAAUCCUCUACCCAGAUGAAGUGGCCUGCGUGGUGCCCGAGGUGUGUAAGCGUGUGUGUGGCACAGAAGUGGGCUGCUCCAACAUUGCCUACCCACGGCUUGUGGUGAAGCUGAUGCCCAACGGUCUGCGUGGACUCAUGCUGGCUGUCAUGCUGGCCGCACUUAUGUCCUCCCUCGCCUCCAUCUUCAACAGCAGCAGCACACUCUUCACCAUGGACAUCUACACCCGCCUGCGGCCUCACGCAGGCGAUGGGGAGCUGCUUCUGGUGGGACGGCUCUGGGUGGUGUUCAUCGUGGCAGUGUCGACGGCCUGGCUCCCGAUAGUGCAGGCUGCGCAGGGCGGGCAGCUUUUCGAUUACAUCCAGUCCGUCUCCAGCUACCUGGCACCUCCCGUGUCCGCAGUCUUCGUGCUUGCGCUCUUCGUGCCUCGCGUCAACGAGAAGGGCGCCUUCUGGGGGCUGAUCGGGGGCCUGCUCAUGGGCCUGGCGCGCCUCGUUCCCGAGUUCGUGUUCGGCACGGGCAGCUGCGUGCGGCCCUCGGCGUGCCCCGCGCUCAUCUGCCAAGUGCACUACCUCUACUUCGCCAUCGUGCUCUUCGUCUGCUCCGGCCUCCUCACCCUCGGGGUCUCGCUGUGCACCGCGCCCAUCCCACGCAAGCACCUCCACCGCCUGGUUUUUAGUCUCCGGCACAGCAAGGAGGAGCGGGAGGACCUGGAUGCCGAUGAACCAGAAGCCCCCCCAUCGCACCCCACGCAGAACGGACCCCCGGAACACACACUGCAGACGGAGGCACCCCAGACCCCUGCGCCUGGCCCACUCCGCCGGUGCCUGCUGUGGUUCUGUGGCAUGAGCAGGGGCCAGGCAGGCAGUCCUCCGCCCCCGACUGAGGAAGCAGCGGCUGGGACAGCCAGGAGUGUGGAGGACAUCAGUGAGGACCCGCGCUGGGCCCGCAUGGUCAACCUCAACGCCCUGCUCAUGAUGACCGUGGCCAUGUUCCUCUGGGGCUUUUAUGCAUAAAGGCAAAUGUGUUGGAUGCCAGGAACCAUACGGAGCAGGGCUCAGCCUUGCAAUAAGUGGGGUGGGGAGCCUGUAGUGGUCCUCAGAAAGGAGAAUGGGCAAGGGCGGGAAGACCCUGAUCUUCCCUCUGCUUCAUCUCUGCCCGGGCCUAGUGUGCCUGAGUGGCAGUUGUUUCCUAGGAGGCCUGGGCCAUUCACCUAAGUAAAAAUAAAGUCUCUACUGUGCCUCCA
This is a messenger RNA of Octodon degus (degu), 2273 nucleotides long. It is a transcript of the gene Slc5a2, whose product is annotated as solute carrier family 5 member 2. Gene Ontology annotation, biological process: transmembrane transport; sodium ion transport. Lineage: Eukaryota; Metazoa; Chordata; Mammalia; Rodentia; Octodontidae. The coding region runs from base 22 to 2043 and encodes 673 amino acids. The transcript is spliced from 14 exons. Gene Ontology annotation, cellular component: plasma membrane. The record is from RefSeq and is a predicted model, not a curated record. Gene Ontology annotation, molecular function: D-glucose:sodium symporter activity.